Messenger RNA from Tachysurus fulvidraco (yellow catfish), 1421 nucleotides. It is a transcript of the gene ercc1, whose product is annotated as excision repair cross-complementation group 1. Gene Ontology annotation, cellular component: ERCC4-ERCC1 complex; nucleotide-excision repair factor 1 complex; nucleus. Bases 67 to 1173 code for a protein of 368 amino acids. Gene Ontology annotation, molecular function: single-stranded DNA binding; damaged DNA binding. Gene Ontology annotation, biological process: mitotic recombination; nucleotide-excision repair; UV-damage excision repair. The record is from RefSeq and is a predicted model, not a curated record. Lineage: Eukaryota; Metazoa; Chordata; Actinopteri; Siluriformes; Bagridae. The transcript is spliced from 9 exons.
GGUACGUCGCAUGGGCUUGAUUUACAGCCGGUAUUGUUUGUUGUAGCUAACGCUGGGGUGGUGGGCAUGGAAAACAAGAAAUUUAAAAUUAACCUGGACGAUUCUACAUUCAAUAGAGAAAGAAGUCCGGUCAGGUCUCUUUUUAAGCCCUCUUCCAAAAGAGGCAAUGAUGAGACAUCGACUACCCACAGUGCACCUCAAGCUGGAGGCCAGCCGUUAUCUUAUGCCGAAUUCGUUGUUCAGAGCAAAAACAGAGAUAAAGAGAAGUCUGGUCCUGAAUCAGAAACAGGAGAGGCCAUUCUUCAGGAUGUGCUUAAAGCUGCAGGACAGAGAUCUGGCAGUGCUCUUGAAUGUGGUUCAAUCACAAAACUUUCCACUGAUGCUGGGAAAGCUCAGACUAGCACAAAAGGGAGCAGGAGUCCAGUGCCAAAUGUAGCAGGAUCAGAGACCUCUCUACCUCCAGGUAGGCUGGAGGAUGAUCUGGCACCAGGGCAAAAAAUGAAGGAAGGUCAAAGCGGGGAGGAACGCACUGUUGUUACACCAGCAAUAGGGUCAGGAAACAGCAUUAUCGUCAGCCCAAGACAGAGAGGAAACCCUAUUUUAAAGUUUGUCAGAAGUGUGCCGUGGGAGUUUGGAGAAGUGGCGCCUGACUAUGUCUUGGGUCGAACGACGUGUGCGCUCUUUCUCAGUGUGCGCUACCAUACACUCAACCCAAACUACAUCCAUGAGCGACUGAAGCAGCUGGGCCAAGCGUUUACACUUCGAGUACUGCUCGUGCAAGUUGAUGUGAAAGAUCCUCAUCAUGCACUCAAGGAACUUGCUCGGAUCUGCAUCAUGGCUGACUGCACACUUAUCCUGGCUUGGAGCCCUGAGGAAGCUGGCCGUUACUUGGAGACGUAUAAAUCUUAUGAGAAAAAGCCUGCCGAUCUGCUGAAAGAGCAAGUAGAGAAAGAUUACCUGUCUAAGGUUACUGAUUGUCUGACCACUGUGAAGUCCAUCAAUAAAACCGAUGCUAUCACGCUGCUGUCCACAUUCUCUUCUUUAGGGGGCAUCAUUAAUGCAUCAAAGGAGGAGCUGGUGCUGUGCCCAGGACUCGGACCACAAAAGGCAAAAAGGCUGUAUGAUGUGCUUCACCAACCCUUUCUGAAGCCUAAGAAGAAACAAGGCGAGUGAGAUGCGGACUCCAGUCAGAAAAGAGUCAACCAUGCUUUCAACUGUGACUGCCUGAUGGAAGAGAAUGGAGGGAUAUGAGAGACCUACAGUGAGAUUUCAUAUCAGACCUUCUCUCAGAAUCUUAAAGACUUUAAGAAGAGUUUUGAGUGCUCUUAUGUAAUUAACGAUCUAUUUUUUUUUAUUUCAAAAGUUUCUUAAUUUUUAUAUAUAAUUAUGUGCAUUGUUACAAUAAAAAUAUAUAUUUUUAA